AUUCACAUCCAUGCCAAACCAGCGGGUCAACAUUGUCUUCUACACUGCCUCCUAUGACUCUUACACCUCCUGCUGAGCCGGACCCGGAACUAAAGAUGAACUGGGCAUCGUUUUAUGCAGUCAUCAGCGGUGUGAACAGACACUCCACAGGCAUUGGUCGUAUCUGGAUCUCUGUCCUGUUCAUUUUCCGAAUCCUGGUUCUGGUGGUUGCAGCAGAGAGCGUGUGGGGUGACGAGAAGUCCGGCUUCACCUGCAACACCCAGCAGCCGGGCUGCAACAGCGUCUGCUACGACCACUUCUUCCCCAUCUCCCACAUCCGCCUCUGGGCACUCCAACUCAUCCUGGUCUCCACUCCUGCGCUGCUUGUAGCCAUGCACGUGGCCCACCGCCGCCACGUCGACAAGAGGCUCUACAAACUCUCAGGGCGGACCAACCCCAAAGACCUGGAGCAGAUAAAGACUCAAAAGAUGAAAAUCACAGGGGCUCUCUGGUGGACGUACGUCAUUAGCCUGUUGUUCCGUAUUGUCUUAGAAGUAAUCUUUAUGUAUUUGUUUUAUAUGAUCUACCCUGGUUACAAGAUGAUCCGGCUGGUGAAGUGUGACUCGUACCCCUGUCCCAACACAGUGGACUGCUUCGUGUCGAGGCCCACAGAGAAGACUGUCUUCACUGUGUUCAUGCUGACUGCGUCAGGGGUUUGUAUUCUGCUCAACAUUGGAGAAGUGGUGUUCUUGGUAGGGAAGGCAUGCAGUAAGCAUUUGCACACUGCUGGAGACUCGACUAUGGGGGCAUGGAUCCAACAAAAGCUCUGCUCGUUCUAA
Molecule: messenger RNA, 818 nt
Organism: Perca flavescens (yellow perch)
Lineage: Eukaryota; Metazoa; Chordata; Actinopteri; Perciformes; Percidae
Gene: gjb1a
Product: gap junction protein beta 1a
Exons: 2
Coding region: 54-818 (254 amino acids)
Biological process (GO): cell-cell signaling
Cellular component (GO): connexin complex
Molecular function (GO): gap junction channel activity
Source: RefSeq, a predicted model, not a curated record